AUCAAAGAUGCGCGAGCGCCUCAUAGGAAUCGCGGAGCAACGCGCCGACAUGACGGACUCCAAACCGCCAGACUCGGCCGCAGCAGAGCACCCCGCGGCGGACAACCCUCAGUGCCAGCAGGCAGACACUUCCGAGAAGACAGUAGAAGACCACCGGCGGCUUCAGGUCAGCAACGGCAGUCAGGGAGAGCUGAUCAAGAUGGACCAGGAGAUGAGGAUUACCGAGAGCAUAGAGGACGGAGGUCUUCUGGAGAGCAGCAUGCGCCUGAAACCACAUGAAGCACAAAGCUACCGCAAAAAGGCCUUGUGGGUGUCCUGGGCGUCUAUCGGAGCGACCAUCAUCCUGGCCGUGGCUGCCUUCACCGUUUCCAUCAUGCGACACAGCGCUUCUGCAUUUGGAUUUGCUUUUGACGCCAUGCUGGAUGUCCUUUCUUCAGUCAUUGUGCUGUGGCGUUACAGCAAUGCUGCAGCCGUUCACUCAGCUCAUCGGGAAUACAUAGCCUGCAUUAUCCUUGGUGUGAUUUUCAUCCUGUCUUCCUUGUGCAUAAUGGGCAAAGCCAUCCAUGACCUAGCCACCAAGCUGCUGCCUGAAGUGGACGACUUCCUCUUCAGCGUCUCCAUUGUCAGCGGCGUGGUCUGCAUCGUCCUGGCCGUCAUCAAAUUCAUGCUGGGAAAGGUGCUCACAAGCCGGGCCCUCAUCACGGACGGUUUCAACUCACUGGUGGGCGGCGUUAUGGGUUUCUCCAUCCUCAUCAGCGCAGAGGUUUUUAAGCACGAGCCUGUGGUGUGGUACCUGGACGGUACAAUAGGUGUCCUCAUCGGCCUGAUCAUCUUUGCUUAUGGGGUCAAGCUGUUGGUGGACAUGGUCCCACGAGUGAGGCAAACGAGGAACUACGAGCGCUUUGAGUAACGCUGGACGCAGUUCGACGGCUUACAGUGGAGGAGAAGGCCUCUCCGGUCGAAACAGCCCCAUCUUCUCCAUUCAAUGUUUGAACUGCAUAGAGGACGGUGGCCGUUUUAGAAUGUAGAAUGUACACGCCUGCCUCCAAGUGACGGGUCACCAUGGAGCAGCAUAAACACAGCAGGAGAGAAACUGCAACACGAAUGUCAACAAUCAUGCAGGUCAGGAGGGCUUGCUGUGAAUGAUCAUCUUUCAGUGCCAUUGAAUGCAAUAGACGUUCAAUCCAGUUUGACUGCCAAAACGGAUUGGACGACUUUCGCCGUCGCUGGCACCAAAUGGUUUAAAAAGUAGUAGUAAGUAGAUUAAACAGUAUUUCCGACUCCUAUGUGUGAAGUUGUGUGUUUUGGAUACAGGGUGCACCUAAUUUGUAGCAUGUGUAGGAAAUGCAACCC
Messenger RNA from Corythoichthys intestinalis (scribbled pipefish), 1353 nucleotides. RefSeq names its product transmembrane protein 163-like. The coding region runs from base 8 to 910 and encodes 300 amino acids. Gene Ontology annotation, cellular component: synaptic vesicle membrane. The transcript has 9 exons. The record is from RefSeq and is a predicted model, not a curated record. NCBI's taxonomy places the organism in Eukaryota, Metazoa, Chordata, Actinopteri, Syngnathiformes, Syngnathidae. Gene Ontology annotation, molecular function: zinc ion binding.